UCCCGAGUUCACCAACACUUCGAUACCCAAGCCGUUGCAACUCGAAAUCCCUCCCCACCAUACAUACAACCAUGGUCUUCUCUACCCCUGCCAAAGUCUUUACCACAGCACUCGCCAUGGGUGCUCUGGUUGCCACCCAGAUUGAUCUGACGUCGCAAAAGAACGGUGCUGCCAACGGAAUUGCGUCCGACGCCGACGCUGCUUCAAAGCCUACAGGAGCUUCUAGCCGCGGCUUGAAGGGUGCUCGCCGUUUGGCUACCGGAAACGUCGAAGGAUACGGAAGGGUCAAUGCCACGUCCGGAACUCUCGUCAACGGCUUUGCCGGCCCCGGAGAGAGCUCUCAGUACGCUGCCGUCAAACAGACGGGAUCCUUCGACAUCAGCUCAUCUGCCACGGGUCCCAACGGAUAUAUUGAAGGAUCCAGUAGUGGGACGGUUUACCAUACCGAGCUGAAAACGAUUGGUCAGACUGACUACUAUGGCCAGGUUGAAAACACCGGGGCCACUGUCGAGUCCUACGGUACCGGCUACUUUGCCGGAAACUUCGACACGGAAGGGUCCACACCUGCUGGACCCAACGCCACGACCGCUCCUGGAGCCACGAUGGCACCCACCAGUGCCCCUGUCGCCACGUCGUCCACCAAGGCACCCAAGGCUUCCUUGGUACCCAAGAGUACUGCGGCACCCAAGAGCGAGAAGGCUACCCUUUCACCGAAGAGUGCCAAGGGCGACACCAUGAACAUCGAGGUGCCUCCCCCCGAGCCGCGCACUGCGACGGCGGACGAGGGGGCCGUCACGCCCGAAACUGAGACCGGUUCGGUGUACUCAGUGGCUGGAGGCACAAUCAAGUCCACGGUCACGGGACAAGGGAGCACAUACGUGUAUGCCCCUGGACCUGGAUUUAGAGAGAUUGGUGCCUCGGAAGGACAAGUUGGCAGCGCUUCUGGUUCCAUUUUUGUUGGUGGCGCUGGCAACUACAGCGGAACUGCGCCCAACGCGAGCGACUAUUACUUUGAUAGCGCUAACAACGAUGGUGACGCCGUAGGUGGAUCUCAAGUUGACAGCUCGGCAUCCGCUUCUGGUUCUGCGAAUGAUUUUGCUGCGGAUGCUUAUGCCAGUGGAUACAGUGCCCAGAACGGAGUUUUCGGAGCGUACGCAAACGGACCGAGUGCUGGCGAAUACUUGCCUGGCGGUAACGCGAGUAUUGCCAUGGACUCGUAUACCACGUUCGGGGUGUCCGGAGAGGCGGCGGCUUCUAGUCCGUAAGCUAGUCCGUAAGCCGACGAUGUCUGCUGACAUGCAGCCAUUGAGUGCUAGCGUCGCUCCGUCUUGAUGCGAGCUGACUCCUGCACUGCAACCUUUGGGUGUGCCACCACACUUUUUUCUAUGUUAUGACUUGUCAGAAGUUUUAACUGUAAAAAAGAAAAUAAGAUAAUCAAUCAUUUUCCUUUUUACUAUU
Molecule: messenger RNA, 1458 nt
Organism: Phaeodactylum tricornutum CCAP 1055/1
Lineage: Eukaryota; Bacillariophyta; Bacillariophyceae; Surirellales; Neidiaceae
Exons: 2
Coding region: 72-1265 (397 amino acids)
Source: RefSeq, a predicted model, not a curated record